Messenger RNA from Alnus glutinosa, 2140 nucleotides. Its product is annotated as probable pectinesterase/pectinesterase inhibitor 61. Bases 76 to 1878 code for a protein of 600 amino acids. Gene Ontology annotation, biological process: cell wall modification. NCBI's taxonomy places the organism in Eukaryota, Viridiplantae, Streptophyta, Magnoliopsida, Fagales, Betulaceae. Gene Ontology annotation, molecular function: pectinesterase inhibitor activity; pectinesterase activity. The record is from RefSeq and is a predicted model, not a curated record. The transcript is spliced from 3 exons.
ACACCUACACCUCAAUCAACUCUCUCUCGUUAAUUAAUUUUAGCAACUCUCUUUCAGAACCCCCAGCAAACAAACAUGGGCUACGGUAGGCUCGAACCGUCCGACCCGGUUGGCGGGCCAUCCAGGCUACAUCCCAACCAACCAGAGCAACCAGCGUCAUCACCCCAACCGCCAAGCAGGAGGAACAAGAUAAUCCUCCUCUCCAUGCUCUCAAUUACGCUGCUCGUCGCGUCCGCCGCCUCCGCGGCUGUCCUGAUCGGGCUCCGGACCCGGGCAUCCGGCCAAUCCGGAUCAUCGGUUCACCGUACUCCGACCCGGGCUAUAUCCAAGACCUGCAGCAAGACCCGGUUCCCGGACCUGUGCGUGAACUCGCUGCUGGACUUUCCGGGCUCGACCAAGGCGUCCGAGCGGGACCUCGUCCACAUUUCCCUCAACAUGACGCUGCAGCACCUGAGCAAGGCAGUGUACAGCUCCUCCGGGAUCUCCUACCUCCAGAUGGAACCACGUGUACGGUUCGCCUUCGACGACUGCCUGGAGCUCCUCGAGGACUCCGUGGACGCGCUGUCUCGCGCGCUGCUCUCCAUCGGGGGCGAGCAGCUGUCCGGUGCGGCCGCUUCCACGAACGACGUGUUGACGUGGCUGAGCGCGGCGCUCACGAACCAGGACACAUGUACGGAGGGACUCGCGGACCUGAGCGGACCCGUGAAGGACCAGAUGGCCGCGAGGCUGAAGGACCUGGCGGAGCUUUUGAGCAACUGCCUGGCGAUAUUCUCUGGGAGCGAUACCAACGACUUCUCGGGGGUUCCGAUACAGAACCGGCGUCGGCUAAUGGAAUCCGAUAUUUCGGAGGAGAAUGCCGGUGGUUUGCCGCGAUGGUUGGGCGAGAGGGAGAGGAAGUUGCUGGGCUUGCCCGUAUCGGGGAUACAGGCCGAUAUAGUGGUGUCCAAGGAUGGGAACGGCACGUACAAGACGAUUGCGGAGGCGAUUAAGAAAGCGCCCGAGCAUAGCAGUCGGCGGACGAUUAUUUACGUGAGGGCAGGAAGGUACGAGGAGGAGAAUCUGAAGGUGGGAAGGAAGAAGACGAACUUGAUGUUCAUCGGAGAUGGGAGGGGUAAAACGGUGAUAUCGGGUAGCAAAAAUGUUCACCAGAAUAUGACGACAUUCCACACCGCUUCCUUCGCGGCAACCGGAGCAGGUUUCAUCGCUCGAGAUAUGACUUUUGAGAAUUCGGCUGGUCCAGGCAAUCACCAAGCAGUGGCGCUCCGAGUUGGUGCUGACCACUCCGUGGUCUAUCGGUGCAAUGUCAUUGGGUACCAAGACACACUCUAUGUUCACUCCAAUCGCCAAUUCUUCCGAGAAUGUGACAUUUAUGGCACAGUGGACUUCAUCUUUGGCAAUGCUGCUGUGGUAUUCCAAAAUUGUAGCCUCUACGCUCGCAAGCCAAUGCCCUCCCAAAAGAACACCAUCACCGCCCAAAACCGAAAAGACCCCAACCAAAACACAGGUAUUUCCAUCCAUGCUUGCCGGAUCCUCGCCGUCUCGGAUCUUGAGGCAUCCAAAGGUAGCUUCCCAACAUAUCUGGGCCGCCCAUGGAAGCUUUAUUCCAGGGUUGUGUACAUGCUAUCCUUUAUGGGUGAUCAUGUACAGCCACGAGGGUGGCUAGAGUGGAAUUCAACAUUUGCUUUGGAUACAUUGUAUUAUGGUGAAUACAUGAAUUAUGGUCCCGGAGCAGCGGUAGGGCAACGGGUCAAAUGGCCAGGGUACCGCGUCAUCACAUCGACUGUGGAGGCGGUCAAGUUCACUGUUGCACAAUUCAUUUCUGGUUCUUCAUGGUUACCCUCUACUGGGGUGGCAUUCUUAGCGGGGCUAGCAGAGUAAAUUACACAAGUGUACCAUAUAUAAUAUUAGUAGGGGAUUGGGAUUUCUUGUUAUUAGAUUGUUUAAAUUUUACAAAAAAUUGGGCAGUUGAGGAGUUGCGAGACUCACUUGUCCUGGGCAGAUAGAUUUUGCAUCUUAAACUGUCUUAAGCAAGUAGACUCGGCAACUCUCUUCUCUUAAAUCGUUGAAAAUUUACACAUUCAAUUAACCUAAUAACAGAAAAUCCUUAUCCAUAUAUUUGGUGAUAAGGUGUUGGCUUAAA